This is a messenger RNA of Symbiodinium necroappetens, 377 nucleotides long. NCBI's taxonomy places the organism in Eukaryota, Dinophyceae, Suessiales, Symbiodiniaceae. The record is from the annotation of a GenBank genome assembly.
AUGGCAGAGUCGGUCUUCAUUGGCCAGCGUGAAGCCCUGGAGUCAGAGUUCUCGAAAAAGGCCAAUGCAGACUGGGUGGAGAAGUCCCUGGGAGAGAAGGCCGACUUCGCCGACCUCAACGAUGUCCGGGCGCGCCUGGAAAGGCUGGAAGUGCAGGUGUCGCACAAUGACCAGAAGCACACCGCCAAAAUGCAGGCGAUGCGGGAGGAAACGGCGUCUCAGAACAAUGACAUGUUUCAGCGCCAAUCGGUACUCAUGAAAGAGGCCAACAGCACCAUGACCUCCAGUAAGCAGCAAUUUCACGACAUGAAGAACAUGAUCGAGCGCUGGCGGCUCAGCUCUGGGCCUUCCUUUCAGCACAAGCAGAGGGUAAAGAG